Messenger RNA from Rhopilema esculentum, 1030 nucleotides. RefSeq lists its product as uncharacterized. The record is from RefSeq and is a predicted model, not a curated record. Gene Ontology annotation, biological process: inner mitochondrial membrane organization. NCBI's taxonomy places the organism in Eukaryota, Metazoa, Cnidaria, Scyphozoa, Rhizostomeae, Rhizostomatidae. Gene Ontology annotation, cellular component: MICOS complex.
GUUUUGACAAUUUUACUCAUGGCAAUUGAAAUGGCCUAGGCAGAGAAAGGACUAUCAUUUCUUUUGUAAAAGUGCUUUCAAGUAUAGGUGGAGAUGGGUAACGGUGAAUCAACUGCAAUGCGAAUAUCUAUGCAGAAAACUGACGAAGGUCAUGUGCAGGUUUCUGAGCAAGUACUUUCAAGAUUGAAAAAAGGAAAAGGACUACCAGUUGAUGAGCCAAGAGAUGAAGUUGUUAUAAAGGAAGAAAACCUAAGACAUCUGUUGAAUGAUGCAUACAAAAAGGGAAGAGAAGCAGGAGAAAAGAUAGCUGCAAGGGAAAUUGAAUCAAGGACAGAAAAGCUAGAGAGAAAUGAAAAGGACAAAGUGUCUCGUUUGAAGGAUAUUGAGGACUCUGUCAAUCUUAGGAAUAUUGAAAUUGGAAAAUUGAACACAAAAAUAGAUGAACUAGAAAUAGAAGCACAGGCAAAGCUGCUUGAAAAGCAAGCUUUGGUUGACUUAACAAAAGAACGGCUCAGUGUUGAAAGGAAAGAUAGAGAUGCGCUCCAGGAGAAGAUUAUGGACAUUACUGCAAAGUUUGAAGAGCAGUCAAAAUUGGCAUCACUGACACAAGAAAGGCUUCGAGAAGAACAAAGUGUAAAAGAAGAGUGCUUAAAAAGGCUUGAGUCAAGAGAUGAGUCUAUGAAAUCCGAAUUUAACAGAGGUGUCGAGGAUAUAAAAAAGGUGCUUGGACCCCUGCAACGAGAUGUGCUUUGUCGGGAACUACAAAAUGACGUUCUAGAAUGCUAUCGAAACAACAAACACCACCCCCUUCGUUGCUCUAAUAUAGUCAAAGAAUUCAGACAGUGUGUUCAGGACGCCAGGAGGAGACAAAUGGAGAGUUAAGAGUCAAGUUAACCGACGUGGAUCUUGAGAAUGGACUCCAUACAAAUGCGUGAUUUUGCCAAAUCAAACUUUAUUUCCAAGUGUUUUAUUUUAAUGAUAUUUGCCAUUAGAUACCUCUAACGAUUUUGUGCAUACAAACCCUCUGCCA